Molecule: messenger RNA, 2424 nt
Organism: Yamadazyma tenuis ATCC 10573
Lineage: Eukaryota; Fungi; Ascomycota; Pichiomycetes; Serinales; Debaryomycetaceae
Source: RefSeq, a predicted model, not a curated record
GAUUUAAAUUCAUCACUAGCGAGCACAUUGAUCUGAUACAUCACUAUUUAACCAGCAAUAAAGUCUUUGUCUACCUUAGAAUCACGUUAAAUAUGAAUACCAGGUGGUGUAUUAUAGCAUACUUGCUUACGUGCGUCUUGGGGUUCACACCGUUCUACUCGUCGGACUUCUGUUCCCAGACCAUUACUAAUGAUUGUAAUACGACUUUUUCAUAUAUCGACCAAAUCAACGAAGACGUUUACCCCAUCGUCAAAAGCUUGGCGGGGACGUCCUACUUCCGCUACUUCAAGAUCAACUUUGACAAGCAGUGCAAGUUCUGGAACGAAGAGCACUUCUGUCUGACUGAAAACUGUGCGGUUGAAAUUUUGCCUCCAGGACAACAUAACUGGGACGAAAUUGUUUUGGACGAUGCCAAGCCGGGCUACGACCACUUGGCCAAGUCCGGCGACUCCUGCGAAGACUUGGACUACUGCGAGUUGGACGACGACAGCAGUUGUGAUUAUAUCAACUUGGUUGACAAUCCAGAGCGAUUUACCGGGUAUGGAGGCAAACAGGCUCAUAAUAUUUGGCAGUCGAUCUACGAGGAAAACUGCUUCAAGGAUGAUGCUGAUAAAGAAUGUUCAACCAAGAAGUUGUUUUUCCGUGUGCUCAGUGGGAUGCAUGCGUCGAUCUCAACCCAUUUGUCUAACGAAUACGUUGACCCAUUUGAGGAAGAGAUGGAGUUCAGUCCCAACUUGAAGAUAUUCAUGGAGCGCGUGGGUCAGUUCAACGAUAGAAUCUCGAACUUGUACUUUAACUACGGGUUGGUGAGUCAGGCGUUGGUCAAGUUGUUCAAAGACUAUCCGGUGAUUGAGUAUUUGAAGCAGUCAGAGGAGUUGAUUGAAAACGAUGACGACUACUUGACAUUAUUCGGCGGCUUGGUGGAGAUGUUGGAGAAGGAACAGAUUUUCCAGUCAGCCUUGAUCAUUGAACCCGAAUUGAAAAACGAGGUCAGAGCCAAGUUUAGAAACAUCAGCUCGAUCAUGGAUUGUGUAGGCUGCGACCGGUGCAGAAUGUGGGGAAAGCUUCAGACCAUCGGGUACGGUACUGCGUUCAAGAUAUUGUUUGAAGACACCAACAACAGCAACUUGCGGUUCAGGAAAAUUGAGAUUGUAUCGUUGAUGAACACUUUCGACAGAUUGUGCAAGUCUAUAGAAGCCGUCAAGAACUUCAAGUCAAUGUACUUGGAGCACCUUCAAGAUGUAGAAAAGGGACUUGUACAACCAGGAGAUUUCGACAAGAAGACGGAAAAUAAUGGUUUCAACUUCCCGUUCCUGGAGAAUUCCAACGCUCUUAAGGAGAAAAUUUCCCAGAAACAACUUCAACAGGAAGAAGAACCACUCAAACCCUCCAGAAUCCAGCGGAUCAAGAAUGAAUGGAAACAAGCAUAUAACGAGGUAUUUGGUGCUCUCGUGUUUGUGUUAAGGUCAUAUAAGCAUUUCCCGUUCAUUAUGGCCAGGAAGUUAUUGAUCAAGUUGAACUACUGGUGGGGAUCUUUUGUGGGCUUGGACACCCACGAAUUCUAUGACGAGAUACAGUUGGAACAAAACUACAUGAAUAUAUUUCAAGAAUAGUGUACAUAGAUAGCAUAUAUAUAUACCAGGUACAAACAUAGAUGAACCAAACAAUUCCAUUAUUUUAUUAAUAUACAUACGGAAGAUCCUACAGACCAGGCUAAAGACAUUACAACAACAAAGCAGCCAAACCAGCGAAACCAGCAGCACCAACAACAACCUUGUUGGCACCACCUUCAUAGUCAGCAACAGCAGCCACAGAGGAGUUGGAAGCAGAGUAGGUAGACAACAAAGUUGAUUGAGCAGUAACAGUAGCUUCAACACCGGUAGACGCAGUGACAGUUGGAGUAGUGGUGAUAUCGACGUAUUCAACUGCUUCAGAAGAGCUUGGGUAAACUUCAGCAGCAACAGCAGCUGGAGUAGAAGAGGUCUCAGUCAAUGGGCACACAGUGGUGUAGACAGUUUCAACACCGUCGACGGUGGUGGUGACCACAGAGGUGGUGACGGCUUUAGCAGCAACGGCAGAAGAAACCGGAGCAGCAGAAGAAGUAGUAGCAGCAGCAGCACAGCUUGGGUGACCAGAACACGAGGUGAUGGUAGCAAGAGUGGUGUUUUCUUCUGUGACGGUGACGACAUCAGAAGCAGCAAGGGCGGUGGCCACCAAGGCAAGAACGGACAAGAAUUUGGAUUGCAUUAUGAAUUUUUUUAAAGGAGCGACGGUAACUUGAAGGAGUUGAUGAAAAGCGUCUAGAAAUGGAUAAACUCGAGGACCUUUAUAGUUUUUUGGGGUUCGACGCGAUCAAGACGACGCGCCUAAGGUACAAGCGACCGCGUUCGCAUACCAGGCGAUGGGUUCUUUGUUCCUGAAGGG